Solanum pennellii is the source of this 2432-nucleotide messenger RNA. Its product is annotated as phospholipid--sterol O-acyltransferase. The coding region runs from base 153 to 2075 and encodes 640 amino acids. The transcript is spliced from 16 exons. Gene Ontology annotation, cellular component: cytoplasm. Gene Ontology annotation, biological process: lipid metabolic process. The record is from RefSeq and is a predicted model, not a curated record. Lineage: Eukaryota; Viridiplantae; Streptophyta; Magnoliopsida; Solanales; Solanaceae.
UUUUGUUAUGUUUUCGUCUGCGACCAAAAAGAAAAAAAAUAAAAGUUUAUCAUUGAAAACUUUCUAAUUCCCAGCGGCAAAAAGUCAGUCAGUUGCCCCCAAAAGUUCCAAUUUCCAUGUGAAAAAAACGGAUAACAAAUUUUUUCUAGCCAAUGAGAGGAGGACACGUGGGAUUCGUCGUCAUUUUCAUUCUCCUAGCUACCGCCGGCAACCUUAGCGGUGAGUUCGCCGGCGAUUACUCGAAGCUGUCCGGAAUUAUUAUCCCGGGAUUCGCGUCUACACAACUGAGAGCAUGGUCAAUAUUAGACUGCCCUUAUUCUCCUCUCGAUUUCAAUCCUCUCGAUUUAGUCUGGCUCGACACUACUAAACUUCUUUCUGCUGUAAAUUGCUGGUUGAAGUGUAUGAUGUUGGAUCCUUACAAUCAAACAGAUCACAACGAGUGCAAGUCUCGACCUGAUAGUGGCCUUUCUGCAAUAACGGAGCUUGAUCCUGGUUAUAUAACAGGUCCUUUGUCAUCAGUGUGGAAAGAAUGGAUUAAAUGGUGCAUAGAAUUUGGUAUUGAGGCUAAUGCAAUCAUCGCAGUUCCAUAUGACUGGAGAUUGUCUCCAUCAAAGCUUGAAGAGAGAGACCUUUACUUUCACAAACUAAAGCUAACUUUUGAAACUGCUCUUAAACUUCGUGGUGGACCUUCAAUAGUUUUCGCUCAUUCAUUAGGUAACAAUGUCUUUAGAUACUUCUUGGAGUGGUUGAAAUUAGAGAUUGCUCCAAAAGAGUAUGGUCGAUGGUUAGACGAUCACAUUCAUGCCUAUUUUGCUGUUGGAGCUCCUCUUCUUGGUGCUAUCGAGACAGUCAAAGCAACAUUAUCGGGGUCUACAUUUGGUCUUCCUGUUUCAGAGGGGACAGCUCGCCUGAUGUUCAAUACAUUUGGAUCUUCUAUAUGGAUGUUACCAUUUUCAAAAUAUUGUACAACUGAUAAUGUUUAUCGGAGAUAUUUCUCUGGUGGAAACAGAAAAUACCAUCAUGCCUACCAUUGCGAUGAGCAUGAACUUAAAUCAAAGUACUCUGGCUGGCCAACAAACAUAAUCAAUAUAGAAGUUCCUUCGAAUCGAGGGAAUGAGGUUUAUCCAUCAGUAGUAGAAACUCCCCAAACCAACUUGUCUGGGAAGGAAUGUGGAUUCCCGACACAAUUGUCCUUUUCUGCUCGUGAAGUCUCUGACGGAACUUUUUUUAAAGCCAUAAAGAAUUAUGAUCCUGACAGUGAAAGACUCUUUCACCUUUUAAAAAACUAUACCAUGUUCUGCCAUCUAAAAUUCAGGUCUUACCAUGAUGAUCCGAUUUUAAAUCCUCUAACACCUUGGGAAAGACCACCUCUCAAGAACAUAUUCUGCAUUUAUGGCGUAGAUUCGAAGACUGAGGUUGGUUACUAUUUUGCACCAAGUGGGAAGCCUUAUCCUGAUAAUUGGAUUAUAACAGAUGUGAUAUAUGAAAUUGAAGGAUCUCUGUAUUCCCGGUCAGGAAAUCUGGUUGAAGGAAACCCGGGUGCAACAAGUGGGGAUGAGACGGUGCCAUACCAUUCCCUCUCCUGGUGCAAGAAUUGGCUGGGGCCAAAAGUGAACAUAACAAGGACACCACAGUCAGAGCAUGAUGGUUCAGAUGUACAAGUGCAUCUAAAUAUAGAGCAUCAACAUGGUGAAGAUAUCAUUCCCAAUAUGACAAAGUUACCUACAAUGAAGUACAUAACCUAUUAUGAGGAUUCUGAAAGUUUUCCAGGGACGAGAACAGCAGUUUGGGAGCUUGAUAAAGCAAAUCACAGGAACAUUGUCAGAUCUCCAGCUUUGAUGCGGGAGCUGUGGCUUGAGAUGUGGCAUGACAUUCAUCCUGAUAAAAAGUCCAACUUUGUUACAAAAGCAAAGCGUGGGCCUCUGAGGGAUGAGGACUGCUAUUGGGAUUACGGGAAAGCUCGAUGUGCAUGGGCUGAACAUUGUGAAUACAGAUAUGUAUUCGGGGAUGUUCACCUGGGACAGAGUUGCAGAUUGAAGAGUUCUACAUCUCACAUCCUGUCACACUAUGUGUGAUUUUUAAGUUUGCACAAACAUUUGAAGAAGAAGGCGAAAUGAUUCAGAGAGCAAAGACGGGGAUGUUCAUCUUGACAGCAUUACAUCCAACUUCGUUUGUGUAUCAUAAACUUGGAGAGCACCUGGAGCCCUCUGUAUAUCGAAGAAAUUUUGUAGAGUGUUAAAAUUUAGCACCAGAAUAUGUUCCACUUUAGAAUGUAAUUUCAGGUACCUCUGAUAAUCAUUUAUAUGCAUUGGUGUUUUAAUGCCAAUAAUUCUGAAAAUUUAGUCCAUAUUUUCAGAUUAUACCAAGAGUUAUAGAAUAUUUCUAGUAUUUUAACAUUCCCUUCAAAUUCAAGUUGAGUUUGAAUACUUUAA